Messenger RNA from Dissoconium aciculare CBS 342.82, 2418 nucleotides. RefSeq lists its product as uncharacterized. The record is from RefSeq and is a predicted model, not a curated record. The transcript is spliced from 2 exons. Lineage: Eukaryota; Fungi; Ascomycota; Dothideomycetes; Mycosphaerellales; Dissoconiaceae. The coding region runs from base 1 to 2418 and encodes 805 amino acids. Gene Ontology annotation, biological process: protein phosphorylation. Gene Ontology annotation, molecular function: protein kinase activity; ATP binding.
AUGGCUGACCUGUCUGGGGACGACUGCCUAGCAGUCCAGAGAUAUCCGUUACGCCUUGAAAGCGCGCGCAAUUCCCUCAAAGUGUUCGUGGACAAAGGCUCGGAUUCACAGAAGACUGAGACCUCGUCAACACAAGAUGACAGCGACGCCACUGAAGCAGACGAAGACUCUGACUUCAAAGAUGCCAUCUCCAGCCUUCUCGUCACUCUUCAGGGCCACCGUGUCGCAAAGAGACUCCGCUCAAGAGAGUCGGGAAGUACUGUGGAUCGCGAGCUCGCUUUGUUAUACAGCCGGGCAGAUGGCUUGCCAGUCGAUACAUUUCGACCUCUCAUCAAUGCCGUUGUGAAACCUGCCACCGACGUCGAAAUCUGGAAGCAGGUUCUCCAACUCAUCACCACUGCAUCUCGGCUCACCCCGCCCCCAAGCGUGAGCGCCUCGUAUGGUGGAACACCUCGGACACACAACUCGGCGUCGCACCAAGGCUCUGAACAAACGAAACGGCUAUUGCAUGACGCUCUCCGGGACGAAUUGUACGGCUGUGCGUACGUGAAAGUGGCAGGAUUUUACGAAAAGUAUUUUGACGGAAAGAGUUGGACGGAAGAAUGCACGAAAACGUACGAAUCAAUAAAGAGCUCGCACGUCGAAGGACGUUGGUCAGACUUCCCACAAAGACCGACCGAGGAUGCUGUAUGGGCAUGGUGGACAAAAUUUCAGGAUCAACACCUCGCAGAGGCUCGUGGAGCGUACUACUCUACCAAGAGUAAGCGAGAGUUGGAGAGCUCUGACGGGGAUCGUCAGCUUGACCUAUUCGUGAAGAGUCGUGAUGCUGUCGCUUCCGACGAACACAAAUGGUCCGACAUUCGCGUGAUCGGCGAGCACACCAUAUCAGUCGAUGGCGGUCAAAAGUUUCUACAACUAGCGAGAUAUGCCCGCAACGUCUUCGCCGCGCAACCUCGGCGACGCUUCCUGCAUGGCUUCAUUCUGUUCGGCACCAAGAUGGAGCUUCAUGUGUUCGAUCGGUCGGGCGCGUACAGUAUGGAGCCGUUCGAUAUCCACGAGGAGCCUGAGCGAUUCAUCCGAAUUGUGGCCGGAUAUUGCAUGAUGAGUGACGAAGAGCUUGGGCUCGACACCAUUGUGCAGCAACAUGACGGCCGUCCCAGUGUGACGGUGCUCACCCCCGAUGGCAAGGACCAUAAGGUUGAGCUCGAUGUUCGGCCAAUUGCGCGCACUGCAGCGAUCGUCGGUCGCGGGACGAGUUGUUAUUCUGCUCGCAACGGAAAGACGGUGGUGAAAUUCUCGUGGGUCUCCGCCGGCAAGUCUCCUACCGAGCCGGAGCUCUUGAAGCUUGCCAAUGAGAGAGGAGUGAAGGGGGCCCCGCGGCUCAUUGGACACCAGCACGACAUCAGCACCGGGGAGAUGCGGUCUCCACUACUAUUCUCAAAGCGCCGGCGGGUGGAGGGCCGACGCUGGGCUGCCGGCCGACAACCGCACAGUCUCUCCUUUUCCGGCCAACUCGCGUCGCUUCCGUUAUCAGACGACGGGAAGAAGAAGCGCAAAUCGAUCGACCAAGAGCAGGCGCCCAACACCAAGAAGUCGCGCUCAAACAGCCAGGCAUCAAGGCUCAGUCAAGUUCAUGAAGCCAACGCCAGUUUCAACGACUCACAACAAUCACAAGCAAUUGCACCCACCGAUGAGCCUUUCGUGGAUCGGGUACUCUACGUUCAGGCCACUCAGCCUGCGGGUCGCCCACUCGCAGAAUUCUCCGACGUCCGCCAGCUACUCGCUGCCCUCCGGGAUGCGAUCAAAACUCAUCGGUCCCUGUUCCUGGACGGGCAUAUCAUACAUCGCGAUGUGUCUCAGUGGAACAUCAUCAUCACUGAUCCAAGCGAGAAUGACGGACUCUCUGGCGCACUCAUUGAUCUGGAGCUCGGCGCAGUGGUUGAGAAGGGACAAAACGUCCGGACGGGGCUCAAGCGCAUGACUGGCACGCUCAAAUAUAUGGCCAUCGAAGUGCUCGAACUGGGCAUGAGUGGUGCGCGGCCCGAUCUCGAACAUACCUAUCGGCACGAUCUGGAAUCGUUCUUCUAUGUCUUCCUCGACAUGUGUCUCAACUGCGGCUGGAGCGAAGGGAAGGCGCCAAAGAAAGACCCGCUUCGGGCGUGGUACGCCCUCCCAGACUACGACAACAUCGUGCGAGCGAAAUUGGGCGACAUGGGACCGACCGUAUUUGAAACCCUGAUCUUACCUAAAUUCUCGCCGAAAUUCGAGUGUGUGAAGAGUCUGGCCACGGCAUUACGAGAUAUUCUCUUUCUUCGCGUUGACAAAUUGCGGACGGAAACACCCACUGGGUCGCCUUCUGUUCUGUAUGAUCAGAUGAUCACGGCCUUCGACAAGGCCAUUAAACAAUGUGCAGCUUGA